Molecule: messenger RNA, 4575 nt
Organism: Hypanus sabinus (Atlantic stingray)
Lineage: Eukaryota; Metazoa; Chordata; Chondrichthyes; Myliobatiformes; Dasyatidae
Exons: 9
Coding region: 223-1077 (284 amino acids)
Source: RefSeq, a predicted model, not a curated record
CCAAAGAGGCAGGGGAAAAGUUGCUUGAGUGACUUCCAAUCACUCCACCUCCACAGCGCACACCUGCAGCACAUCAAAGCUUGUCGGCUUUACUCAUUUUCAAUACUUCACUGUGAUUUGCUCUGAAACCUCCAGCUACUGACUUGUUUAAAGGACACAGGUUAAUUCUUUUUCAGAUUUGUUUGGUGACCUGCCGGUUGGACUUCCCUCAGGGUUUGAAGUAUGGUAAUCAGAACCAACAAGAUCCAACAUCUUAUAAGCUUCUUCCUGCUUUUUAUUGCAUUGUACUACAAUGUACAACAUGCUUCAAUUGUAGCCUCUGCAAUGACCAACAUGACUGAUUCAAAUAUGACAAAUGGAAUGGAAAUGCCAGAAAAUUUCUCCUGCCAGACAUUCAACUGCUCAGGCUAUGAGUGCUACGAGAACCAAAACGCCUGGGAGGAAUGUCCCUCAAGUCAAAUGUUCUGUGAGUUGUAUCGUACCUCCAAUGACUCGUACUGGGCAGGCUGCAGUGACAGUUGCGCUGGCACGGACAACAUCUGCUGGAAUGUCUCACAGACCAUGUGUACAAUGGAAUGCUGCAAUGCAACCCUCUGUCUGAUGCUGAAUGGCACAAUCCAAGAACUACCCUGGGAUUAUGAAAUGACUGAACCUAUGACUGAAUUUACAACUAUGGAAACAAUAGCUACAACAUCUGCUCCAACAACAAUAGGCAGUGGCAAUAGGUGUGGCAUGGUUAACUGUACUGGAGAUACCUGCUACCAAAGUCAAAAGGUCAAACACGAAUACUGCUCUGAGACAGAACGAUACUGCAAGCUGGAAAAGGAGACAAGUAGCAACAGAUGGACAAGCGGCUGUGACGGUAGCUGCAACACAGUCUCAUCUGGAUGUUCUUCCAGCGGCAGUGCAGCAACAUGUAUCCAGGAGUGUUGUGAGGCAGCCACUGAAUCCUGUCUGAAGUUAGACGGACAAGAAUAUUUGUUGGGAACUGCAAGUAUGGCACAGUCUAUGAAGGUGAUGAUGUACACAGUUGCUGCAUUUGCUUUGGCUAAUCAGUUUUCUCCCUUUAGUUUUUAAUAGCAAGAGCCGAUAAUUGACACCAGACUUAAUAAAAUUCGGACAUCAGCACCACACUGCAUAAGCCUUUUUAUGUCAGUAUUCAAAGUGAGCAGAUUUUUUUCUGUGAAACUAAUUAGCCUUAAUAUAAUUAAAACUACAAAUUUAUCCACCCAAAAGAGGAUUAUAGUAUAGAUAAUUGGUUUCAGUUCUGUUGAGGUAGUAAUUCUCUCUCUUUCUCUCUUUGUCUUUCUGUCUAUCUCUCCCUCCCCCCCUCUCUCUCUCUCUCGCGCUCUCUCUCUCUCUCUCUGUUUCCUCUCUCUCUCUCUCUCUCUCUCUCUCUCUCUCUCUCUCUCUCUUUCUCUGUGUUUCCUCUCUCUGUCUCACUUUCACACUCUAUAAGUAUCAUUGUUAAAAAGACCAAAAGCUGCGAGUAGAAGUAAGGAGAAGUAAGGAAAGGAAUUCAGAAGAACAUGAUCAAAAUCAGAUCAAAACAUUAAAAGGAGCAUGAAUGCUUUAGCUCUGUCAACACCACAAGAAUUUUACCAUGUUAAAUGUCACAGUCUCGAAAUAUUCAGUGAACAAUGUCCUUCAAAAUAGAUAUAGGCUUUAUCAAGGGCCAUUGAAAAUAACCAACAAAUACAUUCUAAUUACAAAAGAAAGCAAACCACUUUCAAUAUUUCUGUUUUUACUUAAAGUUGCCUUUUGGUUGUCUCAAUGCGUGAUGCAAAAUGGUUGAGAAAAUGGGACACCGUUUCCUUGCCAAUCUUAAAAAAAAUAUCAACCAUAGGCCAAAUGUUAGCACAGAAAGCAGUGUUUAUUCACAGAUAUGUGAUACUGAAAUGGAUAUCAAUAGUUUGAAAUUUGAUGUGCGGACUGCAGAUGGCGUGACAUAAAACAUGAACUUCUCUGGAAAUUUUCAUCUCUAUAGCACCGUGUUAUAAAAAUGCAUAAAGAACUAUACAGAAAAAGGCUUAUGCAGUGUAUGUCAUGGUUCUAAAUAAGCGUCAAUCAUUGUAAUGUCAAUUGAUAUAUAUUAUAAAUAGUUAAGGGGCCUGUUUAGUACUGCAAGGCUGCAUUGUUGAAAUAUUUUUAGCUUAUUGUAAAUAACAAUAUUACUCUUGCUCUUCAUUAUGCAAUGGAGGAGGUACAGAAGUGGGUAUGGAAGUAUGGUAGGGUAAACAUAAAGGAAAUCUAAGAAGUAUUCAGAUCUCAGUAACUGCUAUUCUCCACUCUAAUAUCCUCCAAUAUCCCUCUUAAAUUGCAGAUCAUGCUGAACCUGAGGCAAACUCCAUUUCAUUUUUGGUUCUUUACUACAGGCCAUUCACCCCCUCUUACACCUGCAAUGUCAUGCUGGUAUUUUCCUAUAGCACUGCUUUCCUGUGCUAGUCCCACAACCUUUAAUUCCUUUAAUUAUUUACUGAAAACUCAGCAACAUCAGUUUCAAUCUUCCAUCUGGUUGUUUCUGUCUGUAAUGGAAAAGAGCCAUUAUCUGUGAAAGAGUGAGGGAUGUAACGAGCUCAUUGGUCAUCUCUCCCCAACUAAUUAUCAUUAAAUAUUACAUGUGUAAGCAAGUAACAUUCAAUAUUGAACACUUUUAGAUGGGAAUAAUAUUCAUAGUUUCUAAAGCAGAUUUUACGAGCAGUUACCUAGAAGCCAAACAGACUGAACAACAGGAAAGUAUUUUCCUUAUUUAUUAUGGUUAAGAACAUGUGAGAAUAUGCAUUAGGAAUACAUUAAAAUUGUGGGCCGGCUGGUGGUGUAGUGGCAUCAGUACUGGACUUCAAGGCAGAUGGUCCAAAGUUCAAACCCAGCCGGGUCCCAACCUGAGAAGCAGCAACAUCUGUGCAGAAGAAAUCUACUUCUGCAUCUUGCCAAGAAAACCCAUGAGGUCACCACUUAUUGACUGGAUUACAAACAUCAAAAUUUGAAACUGAAAUUUGGCAUCAACCCAAUCAGGUCGCGUGAACGUUCACUUCUCCGUAUGUUGAAACAGGUUCAACAACUUGUUCUCAUAUUCAUUUAUCCUCCAUAAUUCAAGUCUCUAUCAUAUCGAAUAUUGACAUAAUUUUGGCCAAAUCUAGAAUAAAGAUCCACAGAAAACAAAAGAGAUAUUUCAAUCUGGCACUGGAAGCAUUUAUUUUGUCACCUGGGAAAAUGCGGUACUGUGGAAAACGCGGGAAUGAAAGCUGAUCUCUCACUCCCCAACCAACCCACUUCCAUAAGCCAGGAGUUUCCAGAAGCACCGGUGAAUGAUUUGUAUGCUGUGGCUUUACUGUUUUCCCUCCUUAGUAUCUGCAAUGAGUUGGCCUUAUUUUUGGCAUUCACUCUGUGCAGUUCCAGUGCUGAACAGGCCCUUUAAGAAUGAUCUAAGCAAAGUCAAAUGUAAGUCUGAAUGGUUGUAGUUGCUGUUAUAUUUACUGCAGAGCACACAACCAAUUCAGAAUCUGGCAAGGUCUGGUCACCCUGCUCGUCUGUGAAUAUGUAGUCAAAACCGAUGUCUCGUGAUGUUUGCUUCAACCACAAAAUAUAUGUUUGAUUAGAAUAUAAUAAAAUUCAAACAGAAUUAUAUUUCUAUAAUGCUAGAGUAAUGUAUAGAAUAUGAAUAAAGCAUAUAAGAGAAAUUAUAUUCCUCACUUGAGCAACAAUAAUCUGUCUUUUUUUUCCCCUUUUUUUUAAACAACGAUAUUGGGUUUUCAGGAGCUGUGUCAUUUCAUUAGUUUUGCUUCAGAUUAUUAAUUAAUAAGAGUUAUGAAACUUUCAAUUUUUGUUAAAGGGGUGAUUCCAAUCUCUCAAAGAAUUAACUGAAAGCAGCUGGAGGUUUUCAAUUAGCAUGUUAAUAUUUCAACCGCUUUACUCUUUCUGUUAUGUGAGGCUCAGAGGUAAUUAAGUACAUUUGAAAAUAGGAGUGUGUCCUGAUGAAAAACUUUCCUCAUGCUUCUCUAGUGAAGCUCACUCAUUGAGAUUGGUCUAUUUUGCAAUUCUGACCCUACCAAGUUUCCAGCAACACUAAAAAUUAUCAACAGCUACCAGUGGCUGGACACUUUGAUAGAUUGCUAUUCCAUGCUAUAACACAAUAAAUAAAUUAAUAAAUAAAAUUAAUUGAAGGUGCAGGGUUGAUUUUCUGAUUGGCUGACCAUUGCUGUGAAGACUCUUGCAAUAGUGCCAGAUCACCAGUUAAAAAGUUCCUGAUAUUUUGAAAGCAGAUAAAAGGAUGAGCACAACUCUCAGAUAUAUCUCUGAGUCUCCUGGCAUUUUUGAGUUCUGCAUCACUAUAGAAAAAGAAAUGCAUAUUUAUUAUCUAAGUAUCAUUAAUGUGGUUAAAUCAAUUUUUCCAUAAUCUAUCACAGAAAUUUUUGAAUUAGUUCAAACAAAAGCACAGCAGAAGAUUGUUUUCCUGACAAUGUCUACAAGUGUUUAAUUGUGCUAUUGUUCGGAUAAUGUUAUUCUUUCAGGCAAUUUCCAUCAGUUCAUAGCUCUAUGUAGCAUCUAUGUUUAAUUAAAUGAGCUCUAAUAAAA